CUCGAGGUCUCGGACAUGGUGGAACCACUUAGGGAAUACAAAGAUGGCUAUCUCAUCUCCUUAAACUUAGGGACACCACCACAAGUCAUUCAAGUGUACAUGGACACUGGAAGCGACCUCACCUGGGUCCCUUGUGGGAACAUCUCCUUUGAAUGCAUGGAGUGUGACGAUUAUAGGAACUACAAACUAGUGGCCACCUUCUCUCCCUCCCGCUCCCCUUCAUCUCUUAGAGAUAUCUGCACCAGCCCCUUCUGCACCAGCGUCCACAGCUCCGACAAUCCUUACGACCCAUGCGCCAUGGCCGGGUGCUCCAUCGGCAGCCUUGUGAGGGGCACCUGCCCCAGGCCCUGCCCUUCCUUCUCGUACAAUUACGGGGCAGGGGGGUUGACCAUUGGGAGCCUCACAAGGGACACUCUCAGAGUACAUGGGGGUGAUCCGGUUGUGCUAAGGGAGAUACCAAGCUUCUGCUUUGGGUGUGUGGGUUCCACAUACAGGGAGCCCAUUGGGAUUGCAGGCUUCGGAAAGGGUGUACUCUCUCUCCCCUCGCAGCUUGGUUUCCUCCAGAAGGGCUUCUCUCAUUGCUUUUUGGGGUACAAGUUUGCCAACAAUCCAAACAUCACUAGUCCUUUGGUUGUAGGGGACCUUGCCAUCUCCUCCAAAGAGCACCAUCAGUUCACCCCUAUGUUAAAGACUCCCAUAUAUCCAAAUUACUACUAUGUUGGCCUAGAGGGUAUUACUGUUGGCAAUGGGACCAUUAUUGAAGCUCCCUUGAGCUUGAAAUCCUUUGAUUUGGAGGGUAAUGGGGGAAUGUUGAUCGACUCGGGGACGACUUACACCCACCUCCCAGAGCCAUUUUAUUCGCACUUAUUGUUAGAGUUAGGGUCAGGGAUAACAUACAUGAGAUCGAACGAGCUUGAGGAGAGAACUGGGUUCGAUCUAUGCUACAAGAUUCCUUGCUCGAAUAGCUCUUGCUCAGAUGAUCUACCUACCAUUACGUUACAUUUUCUGAAUAGUGUGAAGCUCACCUUGCCUGAGGAGGACUGCUUCUAUGCUGUGGGUGCUCCAAAGGACUCUCUAGUAGUGAAGUGCUUACUGUUUCAGGCCAUGGAUGAUGAUUAUGGACCAGCUGGUGUUCUUGGGAGCUUCCAGCAGCAAAAUAUGGAGGUUGUCUAUGAUUUAGAGAAGGAGAGGAUUGGGUUUCUUCCAAUGGACUGUGCAAACUAUGGGCUCCAUUAG
Molecule: messenger RNA, 1236 nt
Organism: Phoenix dactylifera (date palm)
Lineage: Eukaryota; Viridiplantae; Streptophyta; Magnoliopsida; Arecales; Arecaceae
Product: Eukaryotic aspartyl protease family protein
Biological process (GO): proteolysis
Cellular component (GO): extracellular region
Molecular function (GO): aspartic-type endopeptidase activity
Source: RefSeq, a predicted model, not a curated record